Arabidopsis thaliana (thale cress) is the source of this 2299-nucleotide messenger RNA. RefSeq names its product RNA recognition motif (RRM)-containing protein. NCBI's taxonomy places the organism in Eukaryota, Viridiplantae, Streptophyta, Magnoliopsida, Brassicales, Brassicaceae. Gene Ontology annotation, molecular function: zinc ion binding; nucleic acid binding; DNA binding. The transcript is spliced from 6 exons. Gene Ontology annotation, cellular component: nucleus. Bases 50 to 1891 code for a protein of 613 amino acids. The record is from RefSeq and is marked reviewed.
CGAAUUAGCAAAUUGAAAUUGGCAAAUUGCAAGAGUUUUCGAUUCAACAAUGGUGUGGUUUCAGUGCGAUGAUUGUGGCGAGAAUCUGAAGAAGCCAAGGCUACCGAGACACAUGAGUAUGUGCACUGCCACCAAGUUUUCUUGCAUUGACUGUGGAAACAUGUUUGGGCAAGUUAGUGUUCACUAUCAUAAUCAAUGCAUCACCGAAGCUGAGAAAUAUGGUCCAAUGGUGCGAUCUAAUGGCGAAAGUUCGAAACAAAAGCACGAUUUCGAUAUAAAUGCCGAGUUGUUCAACAGUCAAUGGUUUUGUAGCUUAUGUAAUGCAACUAUGACCUGCGAGCAGGAUUAUUUUGCCCAUGUCUAUGGGAAGAAACACCAAGAGAAAGCAAAUGAGGUUGCUGAUAUGGACUACUCGAAACAACAAUCUGAACAUCCAGCAGUUGACAAGAACAAUUUAACACAACAACCCGACUUAGAUAUAUAUGUCGGGUUAUCAAACGACUAUCCAUGGUUCUGUAGCUUGUGUGACAUAAACGCUACCAGCGAGCAGACUUUGUUAGCACAUGCCAAUGGCAAGAAACACCGAGUGAAAGUUGAACGUUUUGAUGCUGAACAACAGAAACGACAAUCAACACAACAUUCCACGGUGGAUAAGAAGGACUACUCAAAACAACAGAUCGAAGUCGAUAUAAAUGUCGGGUUAUCCAAUUGUUAUCCAUGGUUUUGUAGCUUGUGUAACGUGAAGGCUACAUGCCAGCAGAAUUUGCUAUCCCAUGCCAAUGGCAGAAAACACCGAGAAAAUGUCGAAUUGUUUGAUGCUACACAACAACAACAAUUAGAAAAAACUACAGUGGAUAAAAAGGAUACAACUGUCAAUGCUUCGGAUGGUAAUUCCGAACAAAAGAAAGUAGAUUUGCUUGUCUCCUCAGGUGUUGCAAAUGGAUAUUCACAGGCUCACAAAAAGAGAAAGCUAGAGACCUGCGAUGAAACAUGGAAAAGGGAGGUAGUUCAGGCCGAAGAAGCAAAAGGAGGGGGUGAGCAAAAGAGUGAAUCAAAGAAAGCCAAAAAGCAAGACAAAGAGAAGAAGAGAAAGAAGGACAAGAAGCAGACUAAGUCAGACUCUGAUUUCGAGCAUGACAAGGAAGAUAUCAAGCAGCUGUUGGUAGCUUACUCGAAGGAAGAGCUUGUUAACCUCAUAUACAAGACUGCCGAGAAGGGUUCUCGAUUGAUCUCUGCCAUCCUUGAGUCGGCUGACCGUGACAUCGCUCAGCGCAAUAUAUUUGUGCGUGGCUUUGGAUGGGACACAACGCAAGAGAACCUCAAGACGGCUUUUGAGUCUUAUGGGGAGAUAGAGGAGUGCUCGGUAGUCAUGGACAAGGACACGGGAAGAGGUAAAGGUUACGGGUUUGUGAUGUUCAAGACACGGAAGGGAGCGAGAGAGGCAUUGAAAAGACCGGAGAAGAGGAUGUACAACCGCAUCGUGGUAUGUAAUCUAGCAUCAGAGAAGCCGGGCAAGGCUGGAAAGGAGCAGGAUAUGGCUGAACCAGUGAAUAUUGAUCUAACCAAGAUGGCUAAUCAAAGUGAAGCAGUCUUGCCCGGGAUCGAACUGGGUCGCGGACAUGUACUCGAGAAGAUGCACCACCAACAACAACAGACUAUGGACAUGUUCGGACAGAACAUGCCUUUUUAUGGAUACUCUCAUCAGUUUCCUGGUUUUGAUCCUAUGUAUGGUGCAUUAAGUGGUAAUCAAAUGUUAGCUGGUCUACCAAACUAUGGUAUGUUUGGCUCGGGUAUGAUGACGAACCAAGGAUCAAUGUUGCCACCACCGAAUCAUUUAGGCAUGGCAGGGCAAUAUUUUGGUGAUGGGGAACAGGCUUGGCAUCAGAGAUAGCUGAGAUCAUUUGGUAAGGCUUUGUUAUCUCUGAUAUAUUAAUCAGGCUUCCAAUUUUCGGUUAGGCUAAUUACUAAUCUGGUAUCUUCAACCUAUAUUAUACCUGGCAUCUAUGUACCAAACUAAACCAGCUUUUUUGGGUUUUCGAGUUGUGUGAAUAUAUACCAAACUAAACCAGCUUUUUGGGGUUUGAUUCGUUUUGAAUUCUAUAGUUUUCUGUUUGAAUUCUGGUUUACUCGAUUUGGUUCGGUUUAUACCAAAAUUAAAUGCCUUGAAUUCCCCUGGAUGCAUUGCUAAUUGCAAUACCAGCUCUACAAACAUCAUGCCGUCUCAUUUCUAAAAACUAAGAAACCUUGUCGUUUUUAGCGUUCCAAAACAGCGCGUUGUCUGAUACUUGAAUAAACAAAC